CGUAUUAUGCAAGGCGGAAAUGGAGCCCUUCCUUUACAGCGGCUACGGCGAAGCGUUGGGCGCACGGGCUCCGCUGCCCCAGCCUGGUAGGGAAGUAGCGGAGGGGAGCGGGGGUGUACGUGGAGGGGGAGCGGCUGAGAAAUCGCGAGGUCCUCCCUUUGCAGUGGCCGUAGAAAAUGAUAUGGAUCGCGACUCCGCCGCCGAAGCCGCCUCAGGCAUGCUACGUGAGGCGCAUGCGCAGUUCCGGGAGCGACGGUUCGAGAGGGCCGAGGAGCUGUACGGCCGCUUUAUUGACCAGUGCGCUUGCUCUGGCACGAGCAGUGCUCUCAGUCAUGAACUGGCCACAGCACUUAACAACAGGGGACAGAUCAAGUAUUUGAGAGUUGACUUCUACGAAGCAAUGGAUGAUUAUACUGCCGCUAUAGAAGCACAGCCUGAUUUUGAAGUCCCGUAUUAUAACAGAGGAUUAAUAUUAUAUAGGCUAGGAUUCUUUGAUGAUGCUUUGAAAGAUUUCCAGAAAGUCUUAGAGCUAAAUCCCAAGUUUGAAGAUGCUUCUUUGAGUUUAAAGCAGACUAUCCUUGAUAAAGAAGAAAAAUUAAAAAGAACCUACUGAAGUUCUAUUACAGGUGAAACACAGUUUUAGCCCUGAGAUUGGAUUACAUGGUAAAAAUAAAGACACAACUUUUCUUUCUCUCCGCCCCCUGCCCCCAGCAAUAUGUUAUUGAGAUUAUUGUAUUGUUGAUGUUUUGAUGUGAAAAAGCUGAAUAAAAGUUCUACACUAGCA
Varanus komodoensis (Komodo dragon) is the source of this 784-nucleotide messenger RNA. It is a transcript of the gene TTC32, whose product is annotated as tetratricopeptide repeat domain 32. The coding region runs from base 20 to 613 and encodes 197 amino acids. Gene Ontology annotation, molecular function: protein binding. The transcript has 3 exons. Lineage: Eukaryota; Metazoa; Chordata; Lepidosauria; Squamata; Varanidae. The record is from RefSeq and is a predicted model, not a curated record.